GUGACCACUUGGUUCGGACAGCAGUGGAUGCAUAAUCUUCAAUGUGGACAGUCUGCGAGCUUCAGGAUGUGAGGCUGGGACCAUGAAGAUCAAGCAUUCUUAACAACAACAACAAAAAACAUCUCCUCGUGUUUCAGGCAGUAAAACACCCAGAUGUGUGUGGAUGAUGGGUCAUUUAUGGAUGUGCUACACAAUCCUUUUUACGGCUGCUUUGGUGAGCUCAACGUCGACGGAUGGCGACGAAGAGUCCUGCAAUGCUGCAUUCGAUGUUUAUUUUGUUUUGGACAGGUCACAAAGUGUGUCGGGACACUGGCAUGAGAUCUAUAGAUUUGUGGAGCAGCUCACCAAUAAGUUUGUCAGGUACUAAUAACUGGAGCGCCUUUCAACGGAACUGUCCCACGAUGAGGGUGUCCUAUAUUGUAUUUUCAACCCGAGCGGUUGUAAUCCUGCCAUUAACUGAAGACAGGUCUGAGAUAGAUGAGGGUCUGACUAAACUGAGCCAAACCAAACCCACUGGUUUAACAUUUAUGCAUGAAGGCUUGAAAGCAGUGUUGGAACAGAUGAUGACACAAACGACGCCGUCUCGCAGCAUCAUCAUCGUUCUGACUGACGGCGAGCUGGAGGUGUACCCCUUCCAGCUGAGUGUGGAGGAGGCUAACAAAGCCAGAACCUUUGGAGCCCGAGUAUACUGUGUCGGGGUCAUGGGCUUUGACCACAGGCAGCUUGUUCAAAUAGCUGACAGUGCGGCGCAAGUCUUCCCCGUGUUGUUGGGCUUUCAUGCUCUCAAAGAUGUCGUCGGCUCGAUCCUAAAGGAGUCCUGCUCGGAAGGCUUCACGAUAGAACCGGCAAGUGUUUGUGUAAAUGAGUCUUUCAAUGUGGUGCUGCGAGGAAGUGGCUACAGCGGAUCCAGGAGGACAGACGACGUUCUCUGCUUCCUCACAGUCGGUCAAGACACAUACAGACAGAAGGCAACACUCGUUCGAGAAGGUCAUCUGCUUUGUCCUGCCCCUGUGCUGCAUGAGGCUGGACAAUCAGUUGAGGUGCUGGUGAGUUUAAACAAUGGAUGGUCUUACAUAUCUGCUCCCAUCACCAUCCACGCCACAAACUGUUCAGAUGGGAGUUGGGUGUUGUGGCUGCUGUUGGCUCUUUUGCUGUUGCUGAUUCUUGGUCUGCUUUGGUGGUUCUGGCCUCUGUGCUGCACCGUGGUUAUCAGAGACCCUCCACCCUCUCGCCCUCCUCCUCCUCCUCCCCUUCCUAUACUUGAGCAAGAGGAAGACUUGUCUCCCAAACACAAGUGGCCCACAGUGGAUGCGUCAUACUAUGGGGGGAGAGGUCCUGGUGGAAUCAAACGCAUGGAGGUCCGCUGGGGUCAGAAGGGCUCCACUGAGGAAGGCUCAAAGCUGGAGAAAGCCAAGAACGCGGUGGUCACCAUACCAGAUGAAGUAGAGGAGGACAUCGUACCUCGACCACCGCCAAGUCCUCCGCCUGGUUGGAACGCCAUACCGGAGCCCAAGUGGUACACUCCCAUCAAGGGGCGUUUUGAAGCAUUGUUGGCAUUGUUGAGAAGGCAGUACGACAGAGUGGCAAUCAUGAGGCCAUCACCUCAUGACAAGGUAAAACAUUUACUCUGUUUAAGUCAUAGUGACAGCAUGUUUCAAUCAGUUGAGAAAUUUUUUUUUUACACAUCACUGUACUACAUUGAUUUGUUUGCAAAUUAAGGGCAGCCUUAUUUUAUUUUAUGUUAAAAAAUAUGUAACUAUAGGCUACUGUCAUUAGCAGUUUGAUUAUAAGUUGUGUGCAGUUGUUGUUUUUAAAUUAAUACAUUAGAAAAUUGUCAAAAGGUUUAUUCAUUUUGUGGUUCAACUCAUAUAUAGAUAUUCAUUAAAAACAACACAAUUCCUACAUCUUUUCUAUAUUUGCCCUGCAACCGGAGAGGCGCGGGUUUGUACCCCUGCCCAAGCGCAUGUCGUCAUUGUGUCUUUGGGCAAGACACUUAACCCACAUUGCUUAUAAAUGAAUAUGGUUGGAUGUUUGGUGGCGGUCGGAGAAUUGCAGCCACACUAGUAGCUGACCACCACGAGAGUGUGGCUGUGGCGUGAAUGAAUAAUGUACGUGAUUGUAAAGUGUCUUUGUGUGCCUUGAAAAGCGCUACGUAAGUCAUAUUUAUUUUUAUUCUGCUUAUUAUGAGUUAAAUUUCUCCACAUUAAUAACUUGAGAUGAACCACUGUACAGCAUUAAUUAAUUAAUUAACAUUAAGUAUAUGAACCUUUUUUUUAAAAAAUAUUUGAUGUAUAUUAUGUGUUUUGAAUGUUCUUUGCCUUUGUUCAGCUUUUUUUGUUGAAAAGAUCCAUACGUUGUUGUUUUUUUAAAUCAAACAAAAACUUUUUCAAGUAUAAAUUCAAGUUGUUGUUUUUUUAAUUUUACUGCAAUGGUCUUCAUUGUCCACAGGGCCGAUGCAUCAACUUCACCAGAGUUCAAUGAAAAUGAAACACAAACUACAAUUUACAGCUGUGUUGUCAUUAACUUUAUAUACAUAUAUAUAUAUAUAUAUAUAUAUAAAGUACUGACAUCUAGUGGUGGCUUUGGUUUACAGUACCUGUACUUGUAAAUUACAGUUCAUUUGGAAGCAAUCGGGAGUCAAACCUUGCAGAGAUUGUUUUUCUUCACGUCAUUUCGAUCAGCAACCGUCCUCGUUUUUCAUGGCAUUGAUUUUUAGUAUCUUAUGAAUAGAUUUUAAGUUAAGUACAGAAGCGUAUUGCUGCCACAACAGAAAAAAUAGGUUGUUAUUUGAACAACUAUUGAAAUUUACUGUUUGAGCUUCAGAGUGAAGCUAUUUGUAAAAAAUAUAUUUUGUUUGCUUGUAGUUUUACAAAAAAAAGGAAAAUAUAUGAUACAUUAAACCUGUGAACACAACUUUCAGUCUCUAGUGCUGUAUCGUGUUUAAAAUGUUGACGCUGUUAGGUUCCAUCCUCACUAACGAGAAGUCGGAGACAGUACAACAGU
Phyllopteryx taeniolatus (common seadragon) is the source of this 3003-nucleotide messenger RNA. Its product is annotated as anthrax toxin receptor 2-like. Bases 234 to 1718 code for a protein of 494 amino acids. NCBI's taxonomy places the organism in Eukaryota, Metazoa, Chordata, Actinopteri, Syngnathiformes, Syngnathidae. The transcript is spliced from 17 exons. Gene Ontology annotation, molecular function: signaling receptor activity. Gene Ontology annotation, cellular component: membrane. The record is from RefSeq and is a predicted model, not a curated record.